ACAGCACCCUCCUGAAAACUGCAGCUUCCUUCUCACCUUGAAGAAUAAUCCUAGAAAACUCACAAAAUGUGUGAUGCUUUUGUAGGUACCUGGAAACUUGUCUCCAGUGAAAACUUUGAUGAUUAUAUGAAAGAAGUAGGAGUGGGCUUUGCCACCAGGAAAGUGGCUGGCAUGGCCAAACCUAACAUGAUCAUCAGUGUGAAUGGGGAUGUGAUCACCAUUAAAUCUGAAAGUACCUUUAAAAAUACUGAGAUUUCCUUCAUACUGGGCCAGGAAUUUGACGAAGUCACUGCAGAUGACAGGAAAGUCAAGAGCACCAUAACCUUAGAUGGGGGUGUCCUGGUACAUGUGCAGAAAUGGGAUGGAAAAUCAACCACCAUAAAGAGAAAACGAGAGGAUGAUAAACUGGUGGUGGAAUGCGUCAUGAAAGGCGUCACUUCCACGAGAGUUUAUGAGAGAGCAUAAGCCAAGGGACGUUGACCUGGACUGAAGUUCGCAUUGAACUCUACAACAUUCUGUGGGAUAUAUUGUUCAAAAAGAUAUUGUUGUUUUCCAUGAUUUAGCAAGCAACUAAUUUUCUCCCAAGCUGAUUUUAUUCAAUAUGGUUACGUUGGUUAAAUAAACUUUUUUUAGAUUUAGAAGGUGAUGUAAUGAUGUAUUCAUUGUGCUUAUGAUGUAUUCUUAGUCAUAACUGAGUGAAGGAAAUGGGAAAUUUGCAUUAUUUCUUUGUUCUGAUAUGAAUAAUAACAUAUUUCAUAAUAAUUCAAGGUAAAAAGGGAUAUCUAUGGAUUUCCCUAGGUAGGAGAUAACAAGUAUGUACCAUUACUGAAUAUUAAAUCCUUCUUUACCAUAGCUACAGUUAAGUAGGUGUAUCUCAGAAACCUAAGGUAGUUUUAAAUGUAGUGAAAUUG
Messenger RNA from Homo sapiens (human), 911 nucleotides. It is a transcript of the gene FABP4, whose product is annotated as fatty acid binding protein 4. Gene Ontology annotation, biological process: long-chain fatty acid transport; positive regulation of cold-induced thermogenesis; triglyceride catabolic process. The coding region runs from base 67 to 465 and encodes 132 amino acids. Gene Ontology annotation, molecular function: hormone receptor binding; lipase activator activity; long-chain fatty acid binding. The transcript is spliced from 4 exons. Gene Ontology annotation, cellular component: lipid droplet; cytoplasm; nucleus. The record is from RefSeq and is marked reviewed. Lineage: Eukaryota; Metazoa; Chordata; Mammalia; Primates; Hominidae.